This is a messenger RNA of Megalops cyprinoides (Indo-Pacific tarpon), 3634 nucleotides long. It is a transcript of the gene tango2, whose product is annotated as transport and golgi organization 2 homolog (Drosophila). The transcript is spliced from 9 exons. Gene Ontology annotation, cellular component: Golgi apparatus. The coding region runs from base 165 to 989 and encodes 274 amino acids. Gene Ontology annotation, biological process: Golgi organization; protein secretion. Lineage: Eukaryota; Metazoa; Chordata; Actinopteri; Elopiformes; Megalopidae. The record is from RefSeq and is a predicted model, not a curated record.
UGUAACCCGUGAGAUGUUGCUAUCUUGCUAGCUAGUUAAUCCAAUGCAUUGAUCAUAAACAGCUAUUGGACUCGUGAGUAAUCAAUUAAGCCCCUGUGCAGCAUGACCUGGCAGUGAUUGUGACCAUUUUCAGUGUGAGAGAGUGGGCGUCCCCAACAUCCCCCAUGUGUAUCAUCUUCUUCAAGUUCGAUCCUCGCCCUGCAUCCAAAAAUGCAUAUAGGCUCAUUUUGGCUGCCAACAGAGAUGAGUUCUACCACAGGCCGUCUAAGGCCGCCGAUUUUUGGGGGAGCGGCAAUGAGAUCCUCAGUGGUUUGGACCUGGAGGAGGGGAAGGAAGGUGGAUCAUGGCUGGGGAUCAGCAAGAGGGGCAGGCUGGCAGCCCUGACCAAUUACCUGGAGGGAAGGACAAAUCCGGAUGCUCAAGGCAGAGGGUUUUUGGUCUCAAACUUCUUGACCGAUAAUAUGGACAGCUACUCCUACCUGAGGAAGGUAUCAUCAGAGGGGCACCUGUACAACGGAUUCAACCUGAUAACAGCGGAGUUCAAGGCUAAAGAAGACACAGUUUGUUACUAUGGAAACAAAGGCAACACUGAACCCAUCCACCUGAAACCAGCAGGAAUCUACGGGCUGAGCAACUCCCUCCUGGAGACCCCCUGGAGGAAACUGCAGCACGGCAAGCGUCUCUUCACCAGCGUGGUCAGCAGGAGCCUCCCCUCUGAGGGCCUGGUGCAGGAGCUGCUGCAAAUCCUCAACAACGAGGAGCUGCAAACGCCUGACCCAGCUCAGGAGAGCCAGGGGGAAGGGUACAGCAAGUCAAUGCUCCAGGCCCUGUCCGCCGUGUGUGUCCGAUCACCAGGAUACGGCACGAGGACCAAUACCAUUAUCCUCAUUGACGCGACUGGGAACGUUACCUUCACUGAGCGCAACAUGCUCAACUGCGAUGUCACCCAGUGGAGCACGCGUUCCUUUCACUUCAAACUCGCAGACUGAAAGUAGCCAGGGCUGUGGGGAAUCCACUCUGUGCCUUUCUACGCCCCCACUCCCAGCACAACCCAUGACUUCAUCUUUUCACAGCACUGCGCUCGAAGCAUUAUUGAAAUGUACAUGAAGGAUUUUUCUUCUCCCUCCCCAUUUGAUAUUAUGGGAGAUUAUACUGUUGGGAAAAGUGGUUCCACAGUGCUGAAAAUUUGUCUUUUUUCAGGAGAAUGUUUUAAGAGGGCAUAGACACAGCAGAAAUGUGUUUGUAAAAGUGUGGCACACAUGAGUUAUAACUGCCAGUGUCAUUCUUCCUCAGCUGUGGAGGCCCUGUGUGUGUUCCUGUCAUGAAAUUGUAUGUUAAAUUGACAGCAGGGGGAUUAGGAAUCAUGUAGCAUUGAUCAUUUUAAGGUUAUCCAGUAAUGUUUCAUUUAAGUAAAUUAAAAAUUAAAAUAAAACUGUUAAAUGUUUUUUUAAAAAAAUAUAUAUGUUGACCAGGUACUGCCAAAGAACAAAUGUAAUGGAACUGAUUCAUUUCAAAUGGAGAACAAAUUCAAUGAUGAAUAACAGAGUCAGCAUGUCAGUAUGUACCACGGAUAAAAGAGUACUGAUUAUUUUAAUUGCUGACCUUUGUCCUAUUUUGUGUCCACCUUUCUGGGCAAAAGAAGACAGAGUAAAUAGUAAACAUAAACUACAACAAUGGUUCUGUCACCUUGCCGGGCGAGUAGGUGUCACUCAGGGACAACAUAUCACUGUGCUCAAGCCCUUGCAGGGGAGCUAGAGACAAACCAUUUCUGAUUUCUUCACUGGUCUUUUUCCUCUGUCUUCAGCCUGUGAAGGUGGAAUAAUAUUAUGCUGGGGAGACUUGAAACUGCUCGAAACACCGACAUUAAUGUGGACUUGUGCUUUUAUCAUAAGUGAAAGAUGUUUUCCACUCAUAAAUCUCAGAAUGUUUCCUUCUCUUCUUUUGAUUCUUUCUCGUUUUUCGUGUACCAGAGAGUCUGAUUGCCUUGCUGUGAACCUCAAGGGGUUGAUUUGUAAUUUGCAGCAGCAGUGUUCAUUGUCCAGGCCUUGCCAUGCCUGUAGGGGAAGCCUGUUUCAAAAGAAAUUACCUGCCUCUUUCAUUUCCCUUUCGUCCCAUUACAGCCAGAGCAGAGUUGGUGAAAAUGGCCACACAAGUCAAAGAACAGGAGUGAGGGGUUCUCACACAACGCUUUGAUUUGAGAACCCUGGAGUACUUUGUAUCGGGUAUAGUUGCAGGGCUGCGGACAAUGCUUUGCUAUCAAUCAGAUCUAUUUCCUUCCCAAACUAAACUUGCACACAAGUCUCCAAAUCUGGGAAGUGUUGCACAGACCAUAGAAUCAAAGAGAAAAGAAAAGGUCUUCUGUUUGCAGUCAGUCCCCACCAGCAAGAAAAAAAUUCUCAGCAGUUAUGUGUUAAAUUCCAUGAUCAGUGUGAUCCAUAUGGAUUUUCAUGCAAAAAUAUGCCAAUUAUGCUAGCAAAUCAUGUCAGAUAUGCUCAUUGUGUGUGCCAAGAUAGCAGAGAAUCACACACUCACAAAAUUGCUAAUCGGUUAGUUAAUGUAAGUGCUCAUGCACCUGUAUAAGCGAGGCCUAUUUGUAUUGUGUCUGCCUAACACCUGUAACUCUGUUAAUACAGCAAAAGAGAUGUUUAGAUGGGCACAAGUGAGCAAGAUGAUCUCCUGUUCAGGCAUUCAUUUCAAUCAGCCCUCCAUCAUCCAGGAUAUUAUUCAGACGGGAGCUGAUGAAGUGACGGGAUGCGUGAUGAAUACUGAAACCUGCGCAGAGAGACAGAAGAGGCUGUCUCCCGCCCCCUGCUUCAAGAGGGACCAAAAUUUCACUGCUGCCCUCCCUCUCCUUCCGAACACUUUCAUGUUCCAUGAGCGUUCGAUUUCCCCCUGGCCCUCGUCCGCUCCUCAGAGCAGACGUUUUAAUCUCCAUUUAUUUCACUCCUGUGCAACUCCAACAAAGUGGACAAAUUAAAUAUUUCAUGCUCGUUGCUCGACCUUGCCCACCAGCUGCAAUUAUUAUUUGCAAGGUGUCACGGAUCAAGGAUGUAUCAUCCUGUUCAAUUUCAGUUUUUAAAGUUCCAGAUAUAGAGUAGAAGGAUAACAGUCUGGACACUCUGUUGUUUGAACUUGAGUCAACAUUAGCCCCUACCCCCCUCAGCCACCCACCCAAAGUGACAGAAAAUAACAUUCUGCUUCAAAGAACCCAUAUUAUCAGCACAGACAUGGGAAAAUAUUGUUCAUGUGAUAAGCUUUGCAGGGAACUUGUAGCUUUACCCUGCAGGUCAAGGUUAAUGAUUUGUUUAGUUUUGUGUGUAUCUGUCAGUUUGAACCAACAUGGCUUCAUUCCGCCCCGGCUGCAGUUGUCCCAAGCGUAAUAAAUAAUUUUGUUCAGUGAGGUUACCUGCACUGGCUUUGCUAACUUUAGACACAAGCUGUAAAUUAAGGCCCUUGCCAUUUAAGUCUUGUCAUCCCACAUUAUUUGGGCUUGUGUAGUCCUGACCAUUUAAUAUCACAUUAGCUGAUGCUGUAUUUGUGUUCCAUUUUUCAUUACAAAUGUUACACAAUUGAUUUUGUACUGUAUCUGUCCCACAGGAUCAGGCACAUUAUUUGGGAUAUCAGGAUAUUCAUA